Molecule: messenger RNA, 1482 nt
Organism: Aptenodytes forsteri (emperor penguin)
Lineage: Eukaryota; Metazoa; Chordata; Aves; Sphenisciformes; Spheniscidae
Gene: CENATAC
Product: coiled-coil domain containing 84
Exons: 7
Coding region: 160-519 (119 amino acids)
Source: RefSeq, a predicted model, not a curated record
GGCACCCGGGAAGCCGAGCGCAGGCAGCAGGAGACGGUGCAGGCCGCCCUCCAGCUUCAAACAGAGCCAGAGCUUUGGGCAGGACCUUCUGUCUGCAGCCCCCCAGCAGGACCUGAAAGGGACUCCUCUCACGAUGCAGAGCAGCCUGGCCCGAGUGGGAUGCAGCCAGGACCUGACUUAAACUGGGUGGAAUCAGGCCAGGCUUUGACCUUCAUUGGCCACCAGGAAACAGAAGGGAAAGGAAACGUUCACACAGGAGCAAAACCUCCAUGGCUAACAGAGGAAGAGGAUGGAAGUAAACAACAAAUUGGACCUUCGUAUGAGGAAUUUCUCAAACAAAAGGAGAAGCAGAAGCUGAAAAAGCUCCCAGCGGAGCGUGUGGGUGCCAACUUUGACCAUACCUCUCAGACAGGCGACAGCUGGCUCCCUUCCUUCGGGCGAGUUUGGAAUCAUGGCAGGAGGUGGCAGUCCAGGCAUCAGUUUAGAACUGAAUCGGGGGAAAAGAAGAAAAAAAGGUGAUCAGAAGAGGAGCGCCGCAGAAACCAAGCUGUGACCGUUGUGGAAGGGUGGACUGUAGGUAGCUGCAGCUUUGCUGGUGCCGCUGCCACCGCCAAGUUUAGCGCUCUUACUUAAUGCAUACAUCCAGAUGUGUUCACCCCUGGAAGGCAGGAUGACCAGAGCAUAAUACUGAGUUGAGCACUGUUAUUGAAAGCUCCUCUGCCAGGGGGUGUCGCAGCAGAUCCACUUCCCCUGUAACGGACACACAGCGUGUAUCUGAGCAUCGAUUUCUGAAGUCUUAAGCAACACGAAGGCAGAUCCUGCCAACAAGGAAGGUCUCCUGCCUAUGCUGUUAUCUUCACAAUCAGAAAGCCUACCUUGUACAGCGUGUGCUGCCCGUGUCCUACACUGAUGUGUAGCAUGGCAUCCCGUUAAAGAAAUUUUUGAGAAAUACUUUUUUUUUUUUUAACCUGUGUUGGUAGACCAACUGAAACUUGCUUCAGGUGCAGGGCCUGCUCUGGGGGCAACUGAUGACUUGCUCCUGAUAUUUUCAUUCUAAUUUAUAUUACUUUCACUCGUUCUGCCUCACCUAAAGGACGACUGAUUAGUCCUCAGUAGAAGAAAGGAGGCCUUAAAGACCUUUGCUGUGGGCAGCUGUUACUUUUAAUUUAAAUAAAAUACAUACAGCCUUAUUUAGAGCUGCUUAUCUAUGCUUCCCCACUAGAUGCUGACCUGAUAGAUGCUGUUGCCUUGUACACAGAGAGAUCUGUGGGCACGGCUUGGUUAGAGGGAGUUUAAAUAAUGAAAAUAUCCCACUAGCACCUUCCCUACCUACAAUGCAAGAAACAGGCUUCAAUUUUCCUCCUACUAGAACCAAAUAUGGUUUAACGUCGCUGGCUGGCUGCUGUAGGCGAUGCCCAAGUUCCUUCCAUUUUCGCAAUACAAAAGCGUGUUCACGGUACAUUCGUAACACUGUAUAAAUGC